AUGACGGACAAUGGGAAGCGACCAAGUUCACCUAGUACAGCAGCAUUAGAUAUUACUAGUAUCAAUGCGGCAUUCGCUGAACGAGGCACUGGGCCUUACAGUCUGGCCUUUAAGGUCAAGAUUGUUGCAGUGAAGCCAGCAGAAGUAUACUGGACGGAUGGGGAAGAGAAGAGAGUGAUGCACUUUGCCAUGAGUGACGGCAACACCACUGCAAAAGGGAUCUGCUGUGACGCAGCAAAAAUUGGCAAAGUGCAGGUGGGCAACACUUUGAUUGUGCGUAACACCAUUCGCAGAACCGAGGAUGAGGGAAGAGUGCUGAUAUUGACGAGCGCGUCAAAGGUGCUCAUGUCGGUACCUCUACAGGUUCCUCCACAACAUGUGAAGGAUGGUGAGAGGCUCCUCAAUCCACCACCGGCGGAGAUAGAAGACGAACCGAGAGAGGUGCCGGUACAGGGUGGAAUGAUCUCCAUCAAGACCAUCACUGUCCAGGAUGACAGUUCAAAGACGCAGGUCACUUUGGCGUGA
Messenger RNA from Dreissena polymorpha, 525 nucleotides. RefSeq lists its product as uncharacterized. The coding region runs from base 1 to 525 and encodes 174 amino acids. The record is from RefSeq and is a predicted model, not a curated record. NCBI's taxonomy places the organism in Eukaryota, Metazoa, Mollusca, Bivalvia, Myida, Dreissenidae. The transcript is spliced from 4 exons.